AUGGCUGCCACCCAGCCUGGCUUGCCGGGAGCUUACCUGGAACCGCAGAUGGGGCCGACCCCGGUCUCUGACUCGGAUUCGGAUUCCGACGGCCCAGUCUCCAGCGACCCCAGGCCCUACGCUGGCUCUGAAGCCGGAUGCCAGGUGAUCCACAGUGGGCACUUCAUGGUGUCCUCCCCACACAGUGACUCGGUGCCCCGUCGGCGCCACCAUGGGAUUGAGCUGGAGGUCCCUGAUCCCCGAAGCAUUGACCCCACCAUCACACGGCUCUUUGAGUGUAUGUCCUUGGCGUACAGCGACAACCUGGUGUCACCCAAGUGGAAGAAUUUCAAGGGGCUACAUCUGCUCUGCCGGGACAAAAUCCGUCUCAACAAUGCCAUUUGGAGAGCCUGGUACAUCCAGUAUGUGGAACGCCGAGAGAGCCCCGUGUGUGGAUUUGUCACCCCUCUGGAUGGUUCAGAUGAGCACAGGAAACCAGAAGCUGUCGUGCUCGAGGGGAAAUAUUGGAAGAGGCGGAUCGAGGUGGUGAUGAAGGAGUAUCACAAGUGGCGCAUCUACUACAAGAAGCGGCUCCGCAAAUCCAGCCGAGAUUGGGAAGCCCCCAGCCCAAAGCAGGAUGAUGAGACCUGGAUGCCACUAGAAAAUUGGUGCAACCAGCUCUUCUCCAACGUGGUCCCCAUGCUGUUGAGAGACAAGGAGGAGGAACCAGAAGGGAGACAGCUCUUUGAUCUGGACAGCUUCCUCUCGGACAUCUCCGACACCCUCUUCACCAUGACCCAGCCCCCCUGUUCUCCUCAGCCACUGGCGGAAGAAGCCUAUACUGGCAACGCCGACAUGAUCCAGCCGUACCUGGCCCCGCUGCAGCCAAAUCUUGACGAUUUCAUGGAGAUCUCUGAUUUCUUCUCCAGUCCGCGGCCGCUGUCGGCACAUCCGUCCCUGAGCUACCACGAGCAGUCCUGCUUUGCGCCUGUGACGGAGUCCCUGUACAGUGGUAGUAGCGACCUGCUGCCCAGUCCAGCCGAAACCCUGCUCACCCAGGGCACUGCCAAUUCAUCAGUCCUGCCCAACACCCGCCUCCAGCCUUCAGGUGCCUGCUCAGCCCAGCUGGAUUUGCCCAGCCCCUUCCUCAGACCUGACCUCCCCACAAAUCCUCCACCUUCAGCUUCUUCCAGGGGCCUCGGCCCUGACCCGAAACAGAAGCCUGUCCUGCCCUAUGCCUUUCCUGGAAAGUGGCUGAGCCCAGAACCUUACGGGUCUUUCUGCCCAACCCUGCCAAAUACCCCGAUACUGGGCCAGGACCUGGCGUGCCCAGCUCACUCAGCGCCUUGCUCCAAAUUCCACUAUCCACCUUCUACGUUGCAUUCUACACCAUGUUUUCCCCAAAACAUGUCGGUGCCAGGCUAUGGCGUGGAUCUGCCUUCAGGGUACCACCCCCCUUUUGGCGCCCUGCAUGCGCAGGCAGACAUGGCUAACAGCCCCAUGUUUGGCACCACCAGAGGGCAGCCGCAGUCUGGGAGCAACAGGCCCAAGGCGAAGGUCACCAACUCCAAGAGCAAGAGACCUACGGGGCUCCCCAUGCCUCCAGCUGCGCCAAACCCUUGUCUGACACAGCUGCUGACCACAGCUAAACCAGAGCCGAACAUGGAAACUCUGCCUACCCCCGAUCCUGCCUUCCUUCCCACGGAGCCAGAAUCCAUGCAAAGCAGUCUUUGCGAAGGACCCGCUGCCUUCCUGCCCAGAAUGACCCAGAUCAGCCCCCGACUCUCGCCUGUCUCCAACCCCUCGCAGCCCACUCCGAUCACGCCACCGCCACUAGGACCUCUGGUGGUCCCCAAGACAGAGAGGCUCUCCCCGACACCAGUGUGUGGCAAUAAUCGGAGGAUGUCGGGGCAGGGCUCCCCAGGGACCGCUGAGGGACUGAGUGUCAGGAUUUCUCCCCCUCAUUACUCAUCCAACCGGAACAGGCCAGAACCAAGCAAGACAGAGAGCCGCCGGAUCACCCACAUCUCUGCUGAGCAGAAGCGCCGUUUCAACAUUAAGCUCGGCUUUGAUACCCUGCACAGCCUGGUCAGCACUUUGAGUUCUCAGCCCAGUCUCAAGGUCAGCAAAGCCACCACCCUGCAGAAGACAGCGGAAUACAUCUGCAAGCUGCAACAGGAGCGAGUCACCUUGCAGGAAGAGGCGCAGCGCCUACGGGAUCAGAUCGAAGAGCUGAACGGCACCAUCAACCUGUGCCAGCAGCAGUUGCCCGCCACAGGGGUGCCCAUCACCCGCCAGCGCUUUGACCAGAUGCGAGACAUGUUCGACCAGUAUGUGCGUUCGUGCACCUUGCAGAACUGGAAGUUCUGGGUUUUCAGCAUCAUCAUGAGACCCCUCUUUGAGUCCUUCAAUGGGAUGGUUUCCACCACCAGCAUGGACAGUCUCAGUCAGACAUCCUUUGCCUGGCUGGACCAGUACUGCUCUCUCCCAGCUCUCCGGCCAACUGUCCUGAGCUCCCUCCGUCAGCUGAGCGUUUCCACUUCGAUCCUGAGCAACCCGGCAGGCAUCCCGGAACAGGCCACCCAGGCAGUGACGGGCACAGUCCCCAACCACAGCUCCUCCUAACUUGCAUUUGGGGGGCGGUGCAAUGGCUACAGCAAGGCAGAGCCAUCGCUCCUGCAGAAGAACUGUUUGUGCAGAGUGGAUGCCUGGAAGAGUCGCCCCCCUGCUGGUUGGGGCCGGGCAUUGGCCUGGAAGGGACCUUCACCGUGGCUUCUUCAUCCAGAUUUCUUCUGAGCUGCCUUGUUC
This is a messenger RNA of Gekko japonicus, 2787 nucleotides long. It is a transcript of the gene MLXIPL, whose product is annotated as MLX interacting protein-like. Gene Ontology annotation, biological process: regulation of transcription by RNA polymerase II. Gene Ontology annotation, molecular function: RNA polymerase II cis-regulatory region sequence-specific DNA binding; DNA-binding transcription factor activity, RNA polymerase II-specific; protein dimerization activity. NCBI's taxonomy places the organism in Eukaryota, Metazoa, Chordata, Lepidosauria, Squamata, Gekkonidae. The record is from RefSeq and is a predicted model, not a curated record. The coding region runs from base 1 to 2604 and encodes 867 amino acids. The transcript is spliced from 17 exons. Gene Ontology annotation, cellular component: nucleus.